CUUGUGUAAAUUGUGAUUUUCGCUUUCAAGCUAAAUAGCGCUACUACGAAAGUGAAAAUAUUGCGCAAAAUUGUACCUAUCCGGCCACAGUUGCAGUGAAACCUUGCACUAUAUUAUUUAAUUCAACCAUUUAAGAGGUUUCUCACGAUUAAACUCGUUCAAUUCUACGCCAAAAUGGGGAACGGUUCCGAUUCAGACGUGAUUUUGGACUCGGCCAUGGACAAAACAAAGAAGAAAAGACACAAGCACCACAAGCAUGGACACAAAAGUCACAAGAACAAGAAGCACGCCGCAAGCGAUAAAAUAGAAAAGAAAGUACACAAAAAACACAAGCACAAGCACAAAUCUAAGCACGGUAAGUCGUCGAAAAGCGAGAAGCCGGUGGCCGAGGAGCCCGUUGUCGAGCAAGUGGUGCAGAUGCUGCCCGUCAAGACCAUCACCACCACCACCACCAACGGCAACGGCAUCAGCAACGCUUUGAAUCCGGUUGUAAUAUCCGAGGACGAGGAUAGUGACGUUGUUGUCCGGCCCAACAGCGACUCGGAGGACGUCGACGUCGGUAUUAUCGAGGAUGAUAUUGACCUGGAAGAUCUCAUGAAGCAGAAGGCUCUUCUGCAAGCUUGCCUUGGUGCUAUUCAUUCGGACGAAGAGGAGAGCGUGUCGCAAGAGAAGAGCGACAUCAAAAUCAAAAAGGUGCCGCAGGUAAUCACCCUUUUGGACGACGACGACGAGAAAAAAGAGAGCAAGCCUAUGGCAAGGAGGGAAAGGGAUGAUAAGGUUAUUUCAGACAGGCACCGCGACGAUAGGAAUGACAGACGCAGGGAGCCCGAACGAUCCGUUGAGAGAAACAGGGACAGGAGGCUGGACAACCGAGGAAACCGACACCCAGAACCCAUGAGAGAUUCGAGGCGAGAUGACGAGCGAAAAAUGCGCGAAGAUCGGCGCCAAAGGGAAAUGCGCGAACGCGAAGCGAGAGAGGCCGAUCGACGGCGACGGUCGCCGCCGCAGAGACGCGGCAGUCCGCGCCGAGACGCCGGACGGGACAGGUACCGGCGGUCGCGCUCGCCCAGGAAUCGGCGGGGCCGCGACGAACGCGGCCGGAAGAGCGAAAGGAACGACAAGUUCAAAGGCAGUCUCUCCGAGGGACUGAAAGUGGACGCUUCGUCCUCUUCAGACGAGGAGGAUCUGUACAAUUUGAACCUGGAAGAGGAGGAGGAGGACGAGGAGGCGAUAAUAGAGAAGCGGCGCAAGCAGCGGGAGGAGCUGCUCAAGCGGCUGGGCGCCAGCGACUCUGCCCCCAGCAGCGCCGUCAACAGCCCCCAGCAGCCGCCUCCGAAGGAACCUACGCCCUCUCCGGAACCGGAACCAGAGCCGGUCGUGCAGGAGCCGCCGCCGAGAAAGAGGAGGAAGUUCGAGGACGCGCCGCCGCAGGAAGAGGAUGCCUCUGCUAAGGAGACUGAUAAAAGUGAGAAGCAAGCCGCCAAGAAGAAGGAUUGGGACAUGUUUGCAGAGACCGACACUUUUGGACAGUCAUUUAAUAAGCCGGGAGUGGUGGAGGACGGUUUGGAAAACCCGAGUCUGACGGACAACUGGGACGACGCCGAGGGCUACUACCGCGUGAGGAUCGGAGAGACGCUGGACGCUCGUUACGCGGUGUACGGCUACACCGGCCAGGGCGUGUUCAGCAACGUGGUGCGGGCGCGCGACGCUGCCAGGGCCAAUCAGGACGUGGCCGUAAAAAUUAUCAGAAACAACGAGAUCAUGCACAAGUCGGGUCUCAAGGAGCUCGAGAUCCUGAAGAAGCUGAACGACGCCGACCCCGAGGACCGCUACCACUGCGUCCGGCUCUUCCGCCACUUCUUUCACAAGCAACACUUGUGCAUGGUUUUCGAGCCGCUCUCGAUGAAUCUGCGAGAGGUGCUCAAGAAGUACGGAAAAGACGUCGGUCUGCACAUUAAAGCCGUCCGCUCGUACUGCCAGCAACUCUUUCUGGCGCUCAGGCUCCUCAAGAAGUGCAAUAUUCUACACGCAGACAUCAAACCGGAUAAUAUCCUGGUUAAUGAAAGCAAGUUGGUGUUGAAGCUGUGCGAUUUCGGCUCAGCUUCCCACGCAAACGAGAACGAGAUUACUCCUUAUCUGGUCAGCAGGUUCUACAGAUCACCUGAAAUUAUUCUCGGUAUUCCAUACGACUUUGGAAUCGACAUGUGGUCAGCGGGGUGCACCAUCUACGAACUCUACACUGGCAAGAUCAUGUUCGCCGGCAAGACAAACAACCAGAUGCUAAAGUUCUUCAUGGACCUGAAGGGCAAGUUCCCGAACAAGCUGAUCCGCAAGGGUGCAUUCAAAGACAACCACUUCGACUCGAACUGCAACUUUUUGUCGCACGAAAUCGACAAGGUGACCGAGAAGGAGAAGACGGUGGUGAUGUCGACCAUCCAGCCGACCAGGGACCUGGCCCACGAGCUGAUCAACAACCAAAGCCUGCCCGAGGACCAGUUCAAGAAGGUGUCGCAGCUGCGCGACCUGCUCGACAAGAUCCUGAUGCUCGACUCGAGCAAACGCUGCUCGAUAAACCAGGCUCUCACUCAUCCCUUCAUCCAGGAGAAGUUCUAGGCUAGGCUAAGGCUAGCUCUCACUUGUCUCGUUAGAAAGCAGUGCAAUGCGUGUCGUCGUUUAAUCCUAAUAAUUAUUGUGUUCGCUGUCGGUCGCGAUUUUGUUCACUGUGAGCAGAGUACACAAUACAGAUGAUAAUUUUUAAAACUUGCAAAACAGAUGUUCAACUUUAUAUUACCGAUAUUUUGCCCUUGAAAAUAAAAAAGCAUAUCGUUUAUGAUAUA
Cloeon dipterum is the source of this 2837-nucleotide messenger RNA. RefSeq names its product Pre-mRNA processing factor 4 kinase (gene Prp4k). Gene Ontology annotation, molecular function: protein serine/threonine kinase activity; ATP binding. Gene Ontology annotation, biological process: peptidyl-serine phosphorylation; mRNA cis splicing, via spliceosome; peptidyl-threonine phosphorylation. The transcript is spliced from 8 exons. Bases 175 to 2613 code for a protein of 812 amino acids. NCBI's taxonomy places the organism in Eukaryota, Metazoa, Arthropoda, Insecta, Ephemeroptera, Baetidae. The record is from RefSeq and is a predicted model, not a curated record.